AUGGCGACUUCCACCCUUCCUGCCGCGAUGGCUACUGCCUCAUCCGCCGACCCUGCGAUGGCAUCGACCGAAACCCCUCCUGCGCCCAAAAAAUACAAGGCCUCCGACCUCCCUCUGCCGUCCGCGACCCGAGCAGCCAUCGAGUCGCUGGCACAUAGCUUCAAGAAGAAGGGAGGCUACGAUGCCAUUCGAAAGGAGGUUUGGGAUAAGUUUGCAGCAAGCGACUACGAAGCCCAGGUCACAAAAGCCAUUCUCGAGGUCGCCGAACAAGAAGUCGAACGCAACCCGGCACAACUACUGACACUUGAGCGAGGCAAGGCGGCUGCUCUUAUAGACGGCGCGCUCGAGCGAUCCGGCGUGUAUCAGAAGGCCGAGCAGGUCAUCACACAACUCAUCGAUAGGGCCGCGAUUGAAGAGCGCAUGCGCCAGCUGCGGCGCAAUGACAUUGGCGAGGAAGAGGCCAUCGCCGAGCAACAACGGGGAGCCAAGACGGACGAAGAUUAUCACGCGGAAACAAUGGCGAAGCGAGCCGAACGUGAGAGGGUUCGCGAGGAACUGCGACAGAAGGAGCUUGCCAUUGAGGAAGAGAAACGCAAGAUCGCGAGGGAAGAGCGCAAAAAGGUUGAAAAGGAGCGCGAGAAGGCCGAGACCCAACGGAAGGCCGAAAGAGAUGCCAGACGAGCCGCUAGAGAAAAGCUCCAGGCUGAGCGUGAGGCUGAGCGGGAAGAGCGCCGCCGGCAGAGAGACAAGCAGCGGAGCCGGGAUAGAGACCGCGACAGGAGCCGAAGUCGCAGUCGCCGAAGGGACAGAGAUCGAGACCGAGACCGCGACGAGCGAGAUCGGGAGCGCCGUGAAGAACGCGAACGAAAGCGUAAGGAGCGGCACGAAGAGUCAGAAGAGGCUCAACAGAAGCUUUCAAAGGAGCAGCUUGAAAGGCUCGAGCAGGAGGCUCUCGCAGACCUCCUGCGCGAGAGCAAGCGUGUCACGGCGAAGCAGCCCGAGCUGGAAAUUGAUGAAGCGCUGGCGCCACCGCCUAGAAAGCUGGCCCCCGCUUCCGCCAUCAUGCCCUUCAAGAAGGUUUCCUCGCGUGACUCGCCCAAGGUCCCGGAAUCUAAGAAAGCCGAGCCUAAGACGGAAGCACGAGACGCCAGCGUUGCCGCGACACCCAAGGCUGAUGCACCGGCGGACAAGGCUAGAAGUCGCAGCCGCUCGCGUGCCACCGGGAAAGCAGAACGAGAAAAGGACGAUGACGACAGACGCCGCAGGGAUGAUGAUGACCGCCGCAGACGUGAUCGUCACCCCGUCCGCGUGAUCGAUCCCGCGAAAGGCGUGACAGGUCACGUUCAAGAAGAAGGGAGCGGAGUCGAUCCCGGACUCGACCUGAGCGACGAGAGAGGACUCCAUCACGUACACGUUCCCGACGUGACCGCAGCAGAUCUCGCACACGUCACGACCGACGUGACAGGAGCCGCUCUAGGUCUCGCGACCGCCGAGAUCGCAGCCGAGAUCGUGCCCGCAUUAACAGGCGUGACAGAAGUCGCUCGCGCACUCGGACGGAUCGUCGUGACAGGAGCCGGUCCCGUCCUCGUACCGACACCAGAGACCGCAGCCGCUCACGCGUUAGAAGAGACAGGUCUCGCUCCCGCUCUCGGACCCGCGCUGAAAGAAGAGACCGUAGCAGGUCUCCACGGGUCGACCGCCGAGAGUCUAUCCGUCGCGAUCGCAGUCGCUCCCGCACUCGUCGUGAUCGGUCUCCUGAACGGACGAGAGAUCGAGUCGAUCCAGAUCGAGACCCGCCUCAUCAGCCAUGCGGUCGUCAUCCCGGCUGGAUAA
Molecule: messenger RNA, 1833 nt
Organism: Colletotrichum spaethianum
Lineage: Eukaryota; Fungi; Ascomycota; Sordariomycetes; Glomerellales; Glomerellaceae
Product: reticulocyte-binding protein 2 a
Exons: 4
Coding region: 1-1833 (610 amino acids)
Source: RefSeq, a predicted model, not a curated record